Molecule: messenger RNA, 9485 nt
Organism: Homo sapiens (human)
Lineage: Eukaryota; Metazoa; Chordata; Mammalia; Primates; Hominidae
Gene: SREBF2
Product: sterol regulatory element binding transcription factor 2
Exons: 12
Coding region: 167-2416 (749 amino acids)
Biological process (GO): positive regulation of miRNA transcription; SREBP signaling pathway; positive regulation of cholesterol biosynthetic process
Cellular component (GO): membrane; SREBP-SCAP complex; Golgi membrane
Molecular function (GO): DNA binding; DNA-binding transcription factor activity; transcription cis-regulatory region binding
Source: RefSeq, a predicted model, not a curated record
CUUUCUGUGCGGCGCCCGGGCGCAACGCAAACAUGGCGGCGGGUGGCACCCGUCGGUGAGGCGGUGCCGGGCGGGGGUUGUCGGGUGUCAUGGGCGGUGGCGACGGCACCGCCCCCGCGUCUCCCUGAGCGGGACGGCAGGGGGGGCUUCUGCGCUGAGCCGGGCGAUGGACGACAGCGGCGAGCUGGGUGGUCUGGAGACCAUGGAGACCCUCACGGAGCUGGGCGACGAGCUGACCCUGGGAGACAUCGACGAGAUGCUGCAAUUUGUCAGUAAUCAAGUGGGAGAGUUCCCUGACUUGUUUUCAGAACAGCUGUGUAGCUCCUUUCCUGGCAGUGGUGGUAGUGGUAGCAGCAGCGGCAGCAGUGGCAGCAGCAGCAGCAGCAGCAAUGGCAGGGGCAGCAGCAGCGGAGCUGUGGACCCUUCAGUGCAACGGUCAUUCACCCAGGUCACAUUACCUUCCUUCUCUCCCUCGGCGGCCUCCCCACAGGCUCCAACUCUGCAAGUCAAGGUUUCUCCCACCUCAGUUCCCACCACACCCAGGGCAACUCCUAUUCUUCAGCCCCGCCCCCAGCCCCAGCCUCAACCUCAAACUCAGCUGCAACAACAGACGGUAAUGAUCACGCCAACAUUCAGCACCACUCCGCAGACGAGGAUCAUCCAGCAGCCUUUGAUAUACCAGAAUGCAGCUACUAGCUUUCAAGUCCUUCAGCCUCAAGUCCAAAGCCUGGUGACAUCCUCCCAGGUACAGCCGGUCACCAUUCAGCAGCAGGUGCAGACAGUACAGGCCCAGCGGGUGCUGACACAAACGGCCAAUGGCACGCUGCAGACCCUUGCCCCGGCUACGGUGCAGACAGUUGCUGCGCCACAGGUGCAGCAGGUCCCGGUCCUGGUCCAGCCUCAGAUCAUCAAGACAGAUUCCCUUGUUUUGACCACACUGAAGACAGAUGGCAGCCCUGUUAUGGCUGCGGUCCAGAACCCGGCCCUCACCGCCCUCACCACCCCUAUCCAGACGGCUGCCCUUCAAGUACCAACCCUGGUGGGCAGCAGUGGGACCAUUCUGACCACAAUGCCUGUAAUGAUGGGGCAAGAGAAAGUGCCCAUUAAGCAGGUACCUGGGGGAGUCAAGCAGCUUGAGCCCCCCAAAGAAGGAGAAAGGCGGACAACCCAUAAUAUCAUUGAGAAACGAUAUCGCUCCUCCAUCAAUGACAAAAUCAUCGAAUUGAAAGACCUGGUCAUGGGGACAGACGCCAAGAUGCACAAGUCUGGCGUUCUGAGGAAGGCCAUUGAUUACAUCAAAUACUUGCAGCAGGUCAAUCAUAAACUGCGCCAGGAGAACAUGGUGCUGAAGCUGGCAAAUCAAAAGAACAAGCUUCUAAAGGGCAUCGACCUAGGCAGUCUGGUGGACAAUGAGGUGGACCUGAAGAUCGAGGACUUUAAUCAGAAUGUCCUUCUGAUGUCCCCCCCAGCCUCUGACUCAGGGUCCCAGGCUGGCUUCUCUCCCUACUCCAUUGACUCUGAGCCAGGAAGCCCUCUAUUGGAUGAUGCAAAGGUCAAAGAUGAGCCAGACUCUCCUCCUGUGGCGCUGGGCAUGGUAGACCGCUCACGGAUUCUUCUGUGUGUCCUCACCUUCCUGUGCCUCUCCUUUAACCCCCUGACUUCCCUGCUGCAGUGGGGAGGGGCCCACGACUCUGACCAGCACCCACACUCAGGCUCUGGCCGCAGUGUCCUGUCAUUCGAGUCAGGUUCUGGGGGCUGGUUUGACUGGAUGAUGCCUACUCUUCUCUUAUGGCUGGUAAAUGGUGUGAUUGUCCUGAGCGUCUUUGUGAAGCUGCUGGUUCAUGGGGAGCCAGUGAUCCGGCCACACUCGCGCUCCUCGGUCACCUUCUGGAGGCACCGGAAACAGGCAGAUCUGGAUCUCGCCAGAGGAGAUUUUGCAGCUGCUGCCGGCAACCUACAAACCUGCCUGGCAGUUUUGGGCCGGGCACUGCCCACCUCCCGCCUGGACCUGGCCUGCAGCCUCUCCUGGAACGUGAUCCGCUACAGCCUGCAGAAGCUACGCCUGGUGCGCUGGCUGCUCAAGAAAGUCUUCCAGUGCCGGCGGGCCACGCCAGCCACUGAGGCAGGCUUUGAAGACGAAGCUAAGACCAGCGCCCGGGAUGCGGCUCUGGCCUAUCACCGGCUGCACCAGCUGCACAUCACAGGGAAGCUUCCUGCAGGAUCCGCCUGUUCCGAUGUACACAUGGCGUUGUGUGCCGUGAACCUGGCUGAAUGUGCAGAGGAGAAGAUCCCACCGAGCACACUGGUUGAGAUCCAUCUGACUGCUGCCAUGGGGCUCAAGACCCGGUGUGGAGGCAAGCUGGGCUUCCUGGCCAUAAGAGACUCAUCCCUUGAUUCACUCAUUCAGCAAAUAUGACUGAGCACCGUCUCUAAGCAGGACAUUUGCCUUGUCCUCAGGGAGCAUAGUUGGCAAGGAAUCUAGACAGCAGCCCUUCUUGAGCUUGACAUUGAUCUUCUCAUGAGGAGGACUGGGCUCCAGGUGGGGAAAGAACCCCAUCCUCACUUGUGGGCUAGACGACCUGGGAGUCCACAGACACUGAAGACACAUCAUUCUUCCUAUUCAUUUCAACCUUCCCUCGACAGAUCUUCCUGGGACCAGGUCUUCAGGACAGUGUGAGCUAGGGUGAGCUCCUGAGCUGGUCUUGGGGGAAGUCAGGGUGGGCUUUCUGGGGAAGGUGAAUCUAGGCUGACAGCAGGAGGCAUUGAUGAGAUCUCUCUCCUUUUCAGUUUAUUGAAGUGCUCUGGGCUGAUGUCAUUACAUUUGUAACUUCCAUGCCCCCCAAAAAUGUUUUGAAGACAUUCAUUUUAUCAAAAUACAACAUACAUGCAGAAAAAUGCCCACAUUUUAACUUACGGCUUGAAGUGAAGUUACCCAUGCAACACCCACCCACAUCAAGAAGUAGAACAUUCCCAGCACCCCCAGAAGCCUUCUUGAGGCCCUCCCUGCUCUUCCUGCCCCAACCAAGGUAACCACUCUUCUGAAUUCUGUCACUGGAGUUUAAUCUGUCUAUUGUUCAUCAUUUCAGUAAACUUAUCAAAGUACAUGCUUAGAAGUCUGGCUGGGAGGGCCGGGCACGGUGGCUUACCCCUGUAAUCCCGGCACUUUGGGAGGCCAAGGCGAGCAGAUCACCUGAGGUCAGGAGUUCAAGACCAGCCUGACCAAUAUGAUGAAACCCUGUCUCUACUAAAAAUACAAAAAUUAGCCAGGCGUGGUGGCAUGUGCCUAUAAUCUCAGCUACUUGGGAGGCUGAGACAGGAGAAUCACUUGAACCCAGGAGGUGGAGGGUGCAUUGAGCGGAGAUCACGCCAUUGCACUCCAGCCUGGGCAACAGAGCAAGACUCCAUCUCAAAAUAAAUACAUACGUACAUACAAACAAAAAUUAGCUGGAUGUGGUGGUGCACACCUGUAAUCCCAGCUACUUGGGAGGCUGAGGCAGGAGAAUCGCCUGAACCUGGGAAGUGGAGGUUGUAAUGAGCCAAGAUUGCACCACUGCACUCCAGCCUGGGUGACAGAGUGAGUGAGACUCCGUCUCAAGAAAAAAAAAAAAGAUUACAAUAUGCAUGUCAAAAAGUAUACAAAUCAUAAAUACACAGUUCAGUGACUCCACAGAGUAAACACACCCUUAUAGCCAGCAGACAGAUCAAAGUACAGAACCAAGACCCCAGAAACUUCUCUUGGGCCCUUUGCAAUCACUAACCUGCCCCUUCCCCCAAGCCUUCCAGCCUUCCAAGGGUAACCACCAUCCUAGUCACCUCAGAUGCUUUGCCUCUGUUUAAACUAUAUUAAUAUAAGGAGAGUCUUGCAGUAUACACUGUUUUGUGUCUGACUUAUUUUGCUCAAUAUCAUGUGUAAGAAUCAUUAUGUUGUUAUGUAGAAUUAUAGAUUGUUCGUUCUCAUAUUUAUAGUGUUCCAUUGUAUGACUAGAUUAUUGCAGAUGAACUUUUUAGUUGUUUUCUGGCUUUGGUUAUUAUGAAGGGUGCUGCUGUGAACCUCCUUGUACACACAUCUUUCAGGAAACGUGACUGCAUUUUUAGGAAUGGCAUCGCUGGGUCAGAGGUUGUGCGUAUUUCCAAAUUGUUGGCCAUUCUCCACUCCAUCAGCAGUGAACAAGACUUCUAGUUCUACAUCCUUACCGAACACAUAUAAUGUCAAUUUUUUUAAGCCCUUCUAGUGUAUCUCAUUGUAGUUUUCAUUUGUACUUCCCAGGUGAUUAAUGAGAUUGAGCACCUCUUCUUACAUUUAUUGGCAAUUUGGAUAGUCUGUUUCGUUACAUUCAAUUCAAGUCUUACCUCUUUUUCAUUUGGACUAUCUGUCGUCUCAUUGAUUAGAGGAAUUCUUUAUUCUGGAGAUUACCCCUUUAUUGGAUAUAUGCUUUUCAGAUACCUUCUCCCACUCUGGGGCUUGCCUGUUCUGUCUUAAUGGUGUCUAGUGAGAGCACAAGCUCUUAAUUUCAGUGAAAUCCAGAUUAUUAGUCUUUUCCUUUACAGUUAGACAUUUUAAGUCCUGUUCAAUAAAUCUUUGUCCUACCUCAAAGUCAUGAAGAUAUUCUCCUAUGUUGUCUGCUAGACGCUUUAUUUUUUACUCUUUACACAUAUGUACCUAAUCCACCUGGAAUUAAUUUUUAUAAGAGUUGGAGGUAGGAGUGCAAGAUCUGUUUUUCUCCAUAAGGAUAUCUACCUGACGCAGAACCUGUUAUUUUAAAAACUAUCCUUCCCCUGCUGCACCAAGUGGCACCUUUUUUUCAUAAAUCAAGGAUCCGUGUACCGUGGGUCUGCCUCCAGAUCUAGUCUGUUCCACUGCACCAUCACCACCCAACCCUAACGGCUGAGUUUUCUCUUACGUCUUGAUGUCUGGAAGUGUUGGUCUUCCAGAUUUAGUGACUAACGAUGAAUCUUGGGUGUUUCUUUGUAGCCUCUUCAUUCUACAGAGGUACUUGAUGCUGCUGAUGGACAUUUGGGUUGUUUCCAGUAUUUGCCGUUAUAAACAGUGCUUUAGGGAACAUUUUUGUCCAUUGUCUUCAUGCACCUCCAUAAGAGUUUCCUCAGACCAAAUCUGUAGAGAUGGUGAUGCUGUGUCAAAGGAUAUAAAUAUUUGAAACUUAAUAGUAUUACCAAAUUUGCAUAUUCAGUAAGAUGGAAAAAGGAGAACUGUCAUCUUUAAAGUAACUGCUCUUCUCUGUUUACUUCUCUUGAGAGAGGAUAAAGAGACUCAGACAGUACUUUCUUAUAAAGGAAGAAGCUUUGAAUUUGGUGAGAUAUAUUUAGCUACAAAUGAGCCAGUUGUUGGGGGCAAGUGGAGGGCUGGCCUCUGUGAAAAUGGUUUAGACUAGAGGUUCCCAAACUUGCUCAACUCAUGACUCAAGAUUCCCAAACAUUCUCUACUCACUAUGUCUCAGUAAAUUUUUCAUGGCAUCCCUUAGCCAAAAGAAAUACCUAACGGUUCUGGUUUUCGUUUUUUGAAACAGUGUCUUGCUCUGUUGCCCAGGCUGGAGUGCAGUGGUGCAAUCACGGCACACUCUAGCCUCAACCUCUCUGGGCUCAAGUGAUCAUCCCACCUCACCCUCCCGAGUAGCUGGGACUGCAGGUAUACACCACCACACCGAGCUUAUUUUUGUAUUUUUUGUAAAGUCAGGGUUUUGCUAUGUUGCUCAGGCUGGUCUCGAACUCCUGGGCUUAAGCGAUCUGCCCACCUCAGCCUCUCAAAGUGCUGGGAUUAUAGGCAUGCACCACCGCGCCUGGCCUCUGUUAAGUAGUUAAGUUUGAACAUCCUAAUAGGUAUUUAAAUUGUCUUAACAGCUUAGUGGUCAUUUGAAAAAAUCAUAUGUCAAGUUGAAAGAAGAAAUAAUAUUUUUUGCUAGGAGUGGUAGCACACACCUGUGGUCCCAGCUCCUCAGGAGACUGAGGUAGGAGAAUCUCCUGAAACCACGAGUUUGAGGCUGCAGUUAGCUAUGGUCACACCUGUGAAUAGAGCCACUCCACUCCAGCCUGGACAACAUAGUGAGACCAUGUCUCUAUUAAAAAAAAAAAAAAAGAGGUUGGGCACGGUGGCUCAUACCUGUAAUCCCAGCACUUAAGGAGGCUGAGGCGGGUGGAUCACCUAAGGUCAGGAGUUUGAGACCAGCCUGGCCAACAUGAUGAAACUCCGUGUCUACUAAAAAUACAAAAAUUAGCCAGGGAUCGUAGCACGCACCUGUAAUCCCAGCUACUCGGAAGGCUGAGACAGAAUCACUUGAACCCAGGAGUCAGAGGUUGCCGUGAGCCGAGAUUGUGCCACUGCACUCUGGGUGACAGAGCAAGACUCUGUCUCAAAAGAAAGAAAGAGAGAGAAUAUUUUGGAUUCUUAAUAAUUUCUUAGAAAUCAUGGUUAUUAAGAAUCCAAAAUAUUCUUUUAUUUAUUUAUUUAUUUUUUGAGAUACAGCCUCACUCUGUUGCCCAGGCUGGAGUGGAAUGGCUCUUCACAAGCAUGGUGUCACUGUUUCUUACCAAUACAUGAACCUGUCAAGCACUGCACACCUCAAGCUUUGGAAUCAGACUAGCAACCAUCACUCUCUCUCUUUUCCACAUUGAUUUUCACACAGUACUAUGACAGAUAUCACAUCUCCAAAGGAAGCUAGUGUGGUCUCAAUGCUGAGGCUGCAUGCUCUCCCCAUCUAGUCACUUACAGUGCCCAGCUGAUGUUGAGCAUCACUGUUUUCCUCGAAAGUUUAAAAUAGCCAGUGGCUCCCUUGAUCACUUGCUGUGGCACCUCAGACUGCCUUGGCACACGAUUUGAGAGCCAUGGGGUUAGACCGAUGUUAGGGGACACAACCUGGGGUUGGGACUGGCCCAGGGAUACUGAGUGGCUCUCAGGAUCUAAACAGUUGUGGGGUUCUUGCCACAGCCUCUUUCACAUCAGGCAAUUAGCAGAUGAGUUACAGGGGGAGGCUCCUAGGCCCCAGUUGGGGAAGAUUCUGGUGUCUAUAAAAUUUAGGAAAACUUAAAAAAAAAUUUUUUUUUUUUUGGCUUGGGAUUACAAGCCAAGCCACCAGCGUGGCCAAGAUGGUGAAACCCUGUCUCUACUAAAAAUAUAAAAAUUAGCUGGGUGCGGUGGCGGGUGCCUAUAAUCCCAGCUACUUGGGAGGCUGAGGCAGGAGAAUUGCUAGAACCCAGGAGGCGGAGGUUGCAGUGAGCCAAGAUCACACCACUGCACUCCAGCCUGGGUGACAGAGCAAGACUCUGUCUUUAAAAAAAAAAAGAAAAGAAAAGAAUUAAGCUUAAAAUACAUUUUUACUUAGUGAUUUCCACAUUUGCCUUUCUGGUUCCUCUUGCCGUAUGACCUGGACUAGGCUUUGCUUCUACUUGUAACAUUUGGGCCCUCGUGAGGGACCAGUUGGUCCUCAGUUUCUCCUGGAGCAGCCACCAGGCUCCCUUGCUGAUUGGACAUGUGGAAUUGGCUGUUCUUGGAAAGAGAGUUGGAGUCAACCGUUCAAAUGUUCUGGGACCUCCGAAGCCCAGGAAUCACGCCACCACCCCCCAAUCUCCCUCCCUGCUCAGCUCCUCAACUGCUAUUCUCCCACCAUUGCAGUUAUCAGCUCAGAUUCAGUGAGUGCUUUGUGGAAGGUUGGCAGAGGGUCGCGAGGGUCCUCUACAUUUGUUCUCCAGUAUCCAGUAUCAACACUGGUUACCAAAGAGGAAGGACGGACUAUUGGUGCCCCUGGUCCCAGUGAUUAGAAAUGUAAGUGAAACACCCCACCUCAUCUCAUAAGCUGCUUUGAGAUUAUGAGUAUGUGUCUAUAGAACAGGUUGUUUUCUCUCAGACUCAGGCAGUGUCUCCAGGUUCCCCCUGGAGAGAGAUAGUCUUCUCUGUCUGUGUCCUCGAGUGGCACUCUGACAGUGCUAUUUCUGACCCUGGCAUUCAAGUCUUCUGAAGCCGUUACAUUCGCUGAUGGCUACUUAGAGCCCAGUAAAGGUCAGAACCAUCAGACUGAACCAGACCAUGAAACAGCGCUGCUCCUGUGGGGGCGAGGGCUGGGGUGUGGAAGCGAUGUCUGCGGGCCUCGGCCUGGCAGCCCCGCCCCUGGGCUCCCUGGGCUUUCUAUCUUAUGCUUCUCCCUCCCUCCUGUCUUCUGUCCUCAGUUCCUCACUCACCCUGGCCUGUUUCGGGGAGUGGUUAUGGGUUGGAAGUCAUGGGUGUUAGUGUGAAAAUACCCUCACUCAAAAAGUGACAGAACUGAAAACGUGGUAGAUGGUAUUGUCCCUGCAGUUCUUGUCAGUGGGGUCCUGGAAUGAUGUUAUCCCGGCAAGUGGAGGAGGGGCCCAGUGACCGGGGCCCUGGCUCUUUGAAUUGUCCCACAAAGAGGCUUUCCAGGUUCCCCCUCUGUUCUUUCUCGCAGGCUGGUGUUCACAUCAGGGGCUCAUGCAGGGGUGCCAUGGGGUUUCUGUAGGGGGCCGCCCUUGCAGGGCCAGCUUUGUGGGGGGAGUCUCUCAACCACCUGCACACAGAUACUUGCCUGUACAGGGCCUGGGCUGUCCUCCCAGCUGCCCCUUCACUCCAGUGCCAUCUGAUGUGACCCUGACGGCUGGCCAUGUGCCGAGCACUGUUCUAAACUUUACACGCAAAGUAAAAGUAAAAGAAAAAUUAGUCAAAGCAGAAUAAUUUUGCCUAAAAUAGUCUAAAAGAUAUGUAAUUAAAAUGACAUGAUGGGCCAGGCACGGUGGCUCACGCCUGUAAUCCCAGCACUUUGGGAGGCCGAGACGGGCGGAUCACGAGGUCAAGAGAUCGAGACCAUCCUGGCUAACACGGUGAAACCCCGUCUCUACUAAAAAUACAAAAAUUAGCCGGGCAUGGUGGCGCGCGCCUGUAGUCCCAGCUACACGGGAGGCUGAGGCAGGAGAAUGGCGUGAACCCGGGAGGCAGAGCUUGCAGUGAGUCGAGAUCGCGCCACUGCACUCCAGCCUGGGCGACAGAGCGAAACUCCGUCUCAAAAAAAAAAAAAAAAAAAAAUGACAUGAUAAAAAGUCCCAGGAUAGAAGGGGCUGCCUGGCUUGGCACUCUCGGGGCCGAGGGGAAAGUACAGCAGCCAGGGGGCCCCUGAGACCCCUCCUUGGGAAACCGCCUUCCUAGUUUACCCUGCAGGUUGAAUGCCAGUAGGAUCAGGCAGCCCCAGCAGGACAGGAUGCAGCAGGGGCCCCACGCGUGCCUUGUGGCUGCUCCCUGCCCUCCUGCUGGGAUGUGGACCUAGUCAGCAAGUCCAGCACACUCUACUGGUGGGCUUGCCCUAGUUUCCAUGGUGGGCUUUACUUUCAGGUACCUGUGGGAGUCCUAUCCCUGUGCUGAUCUUUCCCAGUCUCCCCCAAAGCCCACCUCCACCAUGGUGCUUUCUGCACCCCACAGUGGCUGCAGCCAGCAUUCUGCCACCUUGGUGUUACCCCUGGUCCUUGUCCUU